UCGUGUGUGCAUUUUUAUCGGGUUUCGCGCGCGCUUCGACGUUCGGUUCGGAAAGUCUUCGUGUUUUGUGUUUGCUUUUCUCGCAAAGAACAGUGCCAAAACCUCGUGAAUAUGUCCCUCAACGCGGUUCCGGUGUGCACCAACUGUCGCAGCUUGUCCGAAUUGUCCAUUGCGUGUACCGAGUGUUUCCAAAUUUGCUGUGUGUCCUGCUUCAAGAAGCGAAGCGGCGGGAACGACAUAUUCAACAUUUCAUCCAAGAACGUUGACGAUUCGCAAGCUCGUCCCUGUCCAAAGUGCAUUGAUAGAGGAAACAGUAGUGAUUUGCCAGCGAUGGAACCAGAUCAGAAUACAUCUUCGUCGGCGUGUAUGGUCCCUGAAUUCUGUAAGAUUCACCUUGAGAAAUGUAAGUUUUACUGCACCCAGUGCCACGUGGCCAUCUGUGCCCUGUGCGUCGACGAGGGCCAACCGCACGAACAGCACCACAUCGACAACUACUCCAUCGUCUACCAAGACAAAGUAUCGGAAAUGAACCGCAAGUUGGACCAGGUCGAUUCCUCGGCUAAAUGCAGCACCGUUUACGAAUGGAAUCUGCAAAUGCUGGAGAAAGAGGAGGCAGCGGUGCUGAAGGAGAUCGAAGCCUUGUCGGAGUCGUCAAAAUUGAAGGUAACGCGAAUGACGAGCAUCCGGAAGGAGCGGCUCCGCGCGAAGCUGCAAUAUCCGUUGCAAGAUGGAAAGAUUGUAACCGAAGCAAGGGACAUGAUUAGGACCUCAACCAUGGAUGAGUUUAUGAAGAGUCUGUCGAAGUUGGAUCAAAUCUGCACAAAUCUGGCCUCGUCCACAUCGAAACCCGAUUUUUGUUUGGAGACGGCGGAUGACAUUGAGUGCGAUCUGGUGCCGGCGUACACUUUCGGACUGUUCACAUCAGAGGGCCUGUUUCGAACGGGCAAUUCCGAGUGCAAAUUCACCCUGUACGCGUCUUAUGACAUCGUUUGGAACGUAACUCUUCUGAAGUCGGAUCAACUUCAAAUCAAGGUCAGACCCAAUGAUCCCGCAAUGCUGAAAUUUCCCCACAAGCUGGUGGUGAUAAUACCACAUCCCAAUUCGGAAGAAGAAAUCCGUCAAACGUUCGAAGUAAAGGACAACGUUUCAACUUUCGACGUUAUACAAGUGUCCCGACUGGUCCUACAGGGGUUCCAAAAGGACAACAACGAAGAUCUGGAGGUGAAAGUUGGAAUUCGUCCUGUGAACGCUGUGGUUGAGAAGCAGAUGUUGACCUAUCGAUACGAAGAAGAGAAAGACAUUUGUACCGAAUUGACCGAAAAAGUGGACUUCAACCACCAAUGUAUGCAUUACGUGAUGAAAAUGGACAAAACCACGAAGUAUCCUACCCGGUCAUCGUGCACAACGGACGAAUCGGACAGAGAAUGGCGUUUGAAAGUCUACCUCAACGACGAUCUUGGAGCCUAUAUCGAGCUGUGCAAAGGUUCACCCGCCGAGAUAAGCUGCUUUGUCGAGCUGAGACAUGAGGAUCCCAUGAAGACGGUUGUUAAAACUCGCGAGUCAUUGCACUUUGAUAAGUUGGGCAGGGAACGGGGAUGGAAAUUAAUGAAAAAGAAUGAGCUGAUGGAGGAUGAAGGCUUCUAUCGGGAUGGAUUUUUGCGCUUUCGGUUCGGCGUACAAUUGCUACCUGAUUGAAUGCAAAGCAUUUGGUGUCGGUUGAUUAUUGAGCUGGUUGUCAUUUUAUUUUCAAAAUGAAUUCGAUACAGCAACUAA
Molecule: messenger RNA, 1773 nt
Organism: Aedes albopictus (Asian tiger mosquito)
Lineage: Eukaryota; Metazoa; Arthropoda; Insecta; Diptera; Culicidae
Exons: 3
Coding region: 112-1695 (527 amino acids)
Molecular function (GO): protein binding; zinc ion binding
Source: RefSeq, a predicted model, not a curated record